Phoenix dactylifera (date palm) is the source of this 1455-nucleotide messenger RNA. Its product is annotated as protein CUP-SHAPED COTYLEDON 3. NCBI's taxonomy places the organism in Eukaryota, Viridiplantae, Streptophyta, Magnoliopsida, Arecales, Arecaceae. The record is from RefSeq and is a predicted model, not a curated record. Gene Ontology annotation, biological process: regulation of DNA-templated transcription. Gene Ontology annotation, molecular function: DNA binding.
AUGGGGUUAUCCACAUAAUUUCCCUGAGGAGAUUUCUUGUGACCACGGGCUUUCUUAAGUUCUUGCUGCACAAGCAUGAGGCCCGCAGCAUCUUCCCAGAGAUUACGACCGGUACGCACGCUUUCUUCCCCGAGAUGACGGGGAUAAUAAUAUAAACAGUGACGGCAGUUUUCAUGACCAAACUAGAUCAAAUUUCGAUGGCCUCCCCUCUAUAUAUUUAUAAUUAAGUAUCCAUACCUCAACUACAAGGGUUUAAGCGGCCAUUCUCAGAGUUCUUCCAGCCAGAAACCAUCUGCAAGAUAUCUUUGCACCAACUCUCCUAAGUACGCCUUUGUCAUCCUCCCCCCUCUCUCUAUCUCUCUCGCCUUCUUCUUCCUCUUCCUCUUCUUCUUCUUCUUGUUAGAAGAUAUGGGUCUAAGGGACAUAGAGUCCACUCUCCCACCAGGGUUUAGGUUCUACCCAAGUGAUGAGGAGCUGGUCUGCCACUAUCUCUACAAAAAGGUGGCCAAUGAAAGAGUCUCUGGAGGAACCAUGGUGGAGGUGGAUUUGCAUACUCGCGAGCCAUGGGAGCUUCCAGAGGUGGCUAAGCUAAGUGCAAAUGAGUGGUACUUUUUCAGCUUCCGUGACCGUAAGUAUGCCACUGGCUCGCGCUCAAAUCGGGCAACAAAGUCCGGAUAUUGGAAGGCAACCGGGAAGGAUCGCACAGUCUAUGACCCUACAACCCAUGCAGUUGUGGGGAUGAGGAAGACGCUGGUCUUCUAUCGUGGAAGAGCUCCAAAUGGGAUGAAGACCAGUUGGGUCAUGCACGAGUUCCGGCUAGAAAAUCCACACACACCCCAAAGGAAGACUGGGUUCUGUGCAGAGUUUUUCACAAGAAGCAAGGGGACUCGGUGAACUGCAGCCUGGGGAAUGAUCAGCAAAACAACAUUGGGUGGUCCUCAUCACAUUUGGAGUCAUCCCCUCUGAAUGACCAUGCCAUGCCAGAUGGGUGCAAUGAGCAGAUGGGCUCAUCAUUCCCUACUGUCCCAUAUCAGGAGGGCAACAGCUCAAACACCUUCCUUAAUUUGGCAGUAUUGCACUACAACUUCCUUGGUUUCCCACAGGAGGUGGACAGCACAACCAUGAUGGGAAUGGACUCAGGAGGCGGUGACGAUGAUUUUGGGCUGAUGCUAGAUGUGGGCAUGGAUGACCAUGACCUAGUGGAGGGAGAAACGGCAAAUACGGGAAGUAUGAAGUUCCAAGGAGGCAAAGACCAGCUUUUCUUCUAGGUUCUACAAAUAUUGGCAUGUCUAUUGAUUUGGAUUGAAGAGUGACAAGCAUGUCCUUGUAUAGAUGCUGUGAUUGUUGAUUUGAAACGUUCGUGCUAUUAGUUGUAGAUAACACACUAGAUAUUGUGAAAAUUCCGAGUAGUACAAUUAUUUUGAAUAAUAAUAAAUUAUUAUUUUCACAUUGCUA